This is a messenger RNA of Elephantulus edwardii (Cape elephant shrew), 504 nucleotides long. It is a transcript of the gene AP2S1, whose product is annotated as adaptor-related protein complex 2, sigma 1 subunit. The record is from RefSeq and is a predicted model, not a curated record. Gene Ontology annotation, biological process: intracellular protein transport; clathrin-dependent endocytosis. NCBI's taxonomy places the organism in Eukaryota, Metazoa, Chordata, Mammalia, Macroscelidea, Macroscelididae. The coding region runs from base 76 to 504 and encodes 142 amino acids. Gene Ontology annotation, molecular function: clathrin-cargo adaptor activity. Gene Ontology annotation, cellular component: AP-2 adaptor complex; intracellular membrane-bounded organelle; membrane coat. The transcript has 5 exons.
CCUCAACUGCAGCGGGAGCCGGAGCCGCCCAGUCACUACCGGACCAGGGCCGCUGGGGUCCGGACGGGGGUCGCCAUGAUCCGCUUCAUCCUUAUCCAGAACCGGGCGGGCAAGACCCGCCUGGCCAAGUGGUACAUGCAGUUUGACGACGACGAGAAGCAGAAGCUGAUCGAGGAGGUGCACGCCGUGGUCACCGUGCGCGACGCCAAGCACACCAACUUUGUGGAGUUCCGGAACUUCAAGAUCAUCUACCGACGCUAUGCUGGCCUCUACUUCUGCAUCUGCGUGGAUGUCAACGACAACAACCUGGCCUACCUGGAGGCCAUCCACAACUUCGUGGAGGUCUUAAAUGAGUAUUUCCACAAUGUCUGCGAGCUGGACCUGGUGUUCAACUUCUACAAGGUUUACACGGUGGUGGAUGAGAUGUUCCUGGCCGGUGAGAUCCGGGAGACCAGCCAGACUAAGGUGCUGAAACAGCUGUUGAUGCUGCAGUCGCUGGAGUGA